CCUAUUUUCUGGGCAUAUUUACCCUAUGUCGAGUGCUUUCCACCACAGAGCCGUCGUCGCAUGCCACCCUCAAUAUCGAAAGCAAACUGCCAUUUAUGGUGCUCGACCUAGACAGGAAAACUCUCUGGAACGAUAACAACUCGAUGUUGGCCGCCAUCAAUCUCGGUAGUACUGUAUUCAUUGUUGAUGAGAAUGCUGCUUUGCCGUUUCUUGACAAUUUUAUACGAAUGCAUGAUGAAGCCAUGUUUCGCAAACCAGAAAAGUUUGUCGUUGUUACUGUGCAAUCCACCAGCAAACCUAGAAUCACUGAGAUUCUUGAGGUGAUACAAAACCACCCAGCGAUUCAAGAAAUCGCAAACUUACUGCUGAUUGUCCCAAGUGGCGAACGAUAUGAACUUCUGACUCAUAGAUACGUUGGAAAUCCGCCAGAGGCGCUGGAUCUUCUACUUUUGGAUACGUACUUCCCGGGUAAUAACUCCUUUGCGGAGGGAAACAUGCUGUUCCCGAACAAACUUAAAGACUUGAUGGGGAAGACAUAUCGAUUGGCGUCAUUCUAUCUGCUUCCAUGGGUAAUGCCUCGUCAGACCGACGAUGGAAUCAUUAACUAUUUGAAUCAGUCAUAUACCAUCGAUGGAUUGGAUGGAUAUCUGCUGGUGUUAUUUUGCAAGCGAUUGAACUGUACUUGGGACCUGCUUAUCGAUCAAUACUGGCAGUACGGACAGGUGUUCGAGAAUCACACCGGAAAUGGAAUGGUUGGGGCUUUGGUGGAACGAAAGGCGGAUUUUGCAUUGGCGGCUGUUGGAGCAUGGCAUCAGCUUUUUCGAUACUUCAGCUUCUCGAUUCCUAUUCAAUGGAUCGGGAUAACUUGCUUGCAACCGAGGCCAACAUUGAUCGAAUAUUGGAAGAUUAUAUUCAUGAUGUUCUCGACAACAGUUUGGGCUGUUUUACUAGUGACAUUUGUUCUAAUAGCGAUUCUAGAUAACUAUAUGCCAACCAUGAUCGAAAGGUGGUCCCCGAAUCGAAGAGGCAUUUCAUGGAGCUUUAUCAAUGUGCUUUGCUCCUUUCUUCUGUUGCCAUCUGUAAUGCGACGAAGCCGAGCGUCGGAAGUUAUGCUCUCCGUCGGAUUAUCGGCCUUCACUCUGAUUGUUGCCUCCGUCUACAUUGGCAAAAUUCACAGUAUUUUAGCUAUCCCAGUUUACGAUCCUCCCAUCGAUACCAUUAUUGACUUCGCCGAAAGCAAACUCCGGUGGAAUGCUCCACAUGAAGUGUGGAUGUACCUUAUCGCGGAAAGCGAGAAUCCGCAUAUCAAGCAAAUCUUGACCAAGUUCCACGUGGCCCCGAUUCCUGAUUUGGAAACCAUAGCAAAUCGCGGUCUGGAACCGAUCGUGAUGGCCAAGCUACACUUUGGUCAUUCUAUGGUUGGCGAAUGGUUCACCGCGGAAAACAUUGAAAAUUAUCGGCUCAUGACGGAUUUCCUGUACUACGAGUACGACACCGGAUAUGCGACCAAAACUUGGCCUCUUCUGGGGCAGUUUGAUCAUUUGUCAAUGUGGUACCGUGAUGGAUGCUUGUCGCGAUUUGUCGAACAGUUGGACGUAUUCCGGUACAUGAAUCAACGGGUGCAGAUAUCGAUCGAACACUCACGAGAUCGUCCGCCCAAUAAGUUGAAAGUGAUGGAAGUGGACGAAAUCGAGGGAGGACUGUUGAUGUUGGGGAUUGGUUAUGCGGCGGCAAUCUUGGCUUUUGUGGGGGAGCUUGUUCUGGACGCUGCCAAACGGAAGAAGGUUGCGAAACGACUUGCUACGAAGUGGAUGAUCAGAUCCGUGGGAAGAUUUCGUUUGAACUCAAUCGAUCAAUUGAAUUGACCCAAGCAAAUAAAACAAAUAAAACAUUGAUUUCAAACCAUUCGUUUACG
Messenger RNA from Aedes aegypti (yellow fever mosquito), 1915 nucleotides. It is a transcript of the gene Ir41j, whose product is annotated as glutamate [NMDA] receptor subunit 1. The coding region runs from base 96 to 1865 and encodes 589 amino acids. The transcript is spliced from 4 exons. NCBI's taxonomy places the organism in Eukaryota, Metazoa, Arthropoda, Insecta, Diptera, Culicidae. The record is from RefSeq and is a predicted model, not a curated record.